Messenger RNA from Cylas formicarius (sweet potato weevil), 2987 nucleotides. RefSeq lists its product as uncharacterized. The coding region runs from base 361 to 1320 and encodes 319 amino acids. Lineage: Eukaryota; Metazoa; Arthropoda; Insecta; Coleoptera; Brentidae. The record is from RefSeq and is a predicted model, not a curated record. The transcript is spliced from 5 exons.
UCAUUCCUUGCACUAGUAACAAUCCGCCUAGCAAACGGGCCGCGUUCAUUUUAACACACCGCGGGUCAUGGCAACUGCGAUGUAAUCGUUUUGACGUUUUUCUUUCACUUCCCGUUGCGCGUUUGUUUCGCGUGUAGGCAUCGGCGAGCGUGGUUCAUUUGUUCCCGACGACGACGACGGCAUCUGUUUUUGUGCCGCGGCCAGCCGUGAUCGCCGGCAUAACACCGGCCUUUCGUUUGACGGAUUUUUUGACAAGUGCAGCAGGAAGCAGGAGACGAUAACGAAAGCUCCUCCACCGUUCGGGGUCAUAAGAUGAUCCCCAUGUCCGUCUCCUCGCUCCCAUAACCUUCCUCCGGCAAAAUGCUCUCCUAUAUGCUCCCAGUGGAAGAAAAACCGCCACCGAUACCGCCUAAGGGUCACCUCCAGUUGACCUUGAGUUCUGCAACUCACCAACAGCCGAUCGUAAGCAAUGGCAAGGCGCAUGCUACGCCGAUAAGCAAAGAGACUAGCGUUAGUAGCUUUGUAUCCGACACCACGGCUACCGCCAGUCAUAGCUCUAUGACGCCCACCAGCACUAGCACCGACAAGGGGAAACCCAGAUUAGCUAUCAAUGGCGGCAAGCAUCAGACGUUGAAAAGGGUGUCAUUCGGAAGCUCCAAAGGUUCCAUGGUGGAGACUCUGAUUUUUGAGAGUCCCCUUCAGGAGGGACCCGAGCCCAGUCCGAUUCCCGAAAACGGCGGGUCUUUUCCCGCAGGCUGUGAUUCAACCGAAGACGAACGAGAAAAAGUACGAGUGACGUUUUUCCAGCAGUCGAAGCCGCUGGAAGUCGACCUACCGGAUGACCAAACCUUCAAUCACGCGGAUUUCGUAAUGUCUUCGCCGGUUUUGAAGAACGACGUCAACCAUGUCGCCUACAACAGAACCGAAAGCACAGAGAGCGGUUGGGACAACCCCUUUCGCCCGGGAGGCGACCUCUCGCGCGAAGCGGACCAAAUAGUGGAGCUGAUAAAGGGCGGUAAGCCCAUAACCCCGACCCCUGGCAGCCAACCUCACGAAUUACCAUCCGUGGACGACUCUCCGAACUGCAACAACGGACCGGUAGAUAGGGUGGAUGCGCUGUCGCCUAAGAAAGCCAACGAAUUGGGCGCCACGCCCUUAUCCAAAGGUGGAGGGGCAAAAGUCAACGGAAGCGCCAAAGACCCCGCCCCCGGGCAGCUGGACGUUCAGAGGGGUACCAUCAAACCGGAAGGGGACGGGGCGCAAGUAGAACACGUGAUGAUAAAGAAGAAACCCAAGUGUCAGUGCUGUGUAAUACAGUAAGUGUUGGCAAUACGGCAGUAUGGAUUCCGGAGAUAAAAGAAUUAGUGAGAUUCGUAUUAUGUAGACGAGCGAACGGAAUGGUCUUGCGAUGUAGUUAGUUUAGCGUCAAGGUGCUAUUUCGGGGAAGCUUAAGUCGUAAGACCAUCCCAAGGCGUAUCGUUUUUUAGAAUGGUGGACCUAAAAUGGAACGAAUUUUUUUUUACACAGUUCCAUUGCAUUAAUCUCAAUCAAAAAUCAAGAAGAAUUAUGUUCAUAUUGCUUACUUCCUUGUUUAAUUGGAAUCUCUCGUUAAUUAGCAACAUUCAUCGCGUUUCAACCAUUCUUCAAUGAGAUUAGGGGCGUAAUUGAGUUGGUUGCUUAGUUUUGGUAAAACGAUUCUACGAUUGUAAAUGUGCUGUUUAGAUAAGGGUAGCUAUAGCUAUGUUUCGUUUGAUUACACUCACCUACUAUAGGACUAACUUUUUUUAUAUUGUGACACAUCUAGGUCUAGUUUAUAUCGUAUAAGGAUUUCUGCAUGCGUGGCCAACUCCUCUCGAUUUUUAAAUUUUCUUGCGGAUGGCCGAUUUUAGUCAAUGUGGACAUCUAGUCUGAAAUAAAUAGGAACCAGCACGACCAGAUCUUGGAGGAUAUCCGCUACAUUCCAAACUCUACAGAUUUAACAUUUUAUUUGCUCGAAUAGUCUAAAUAUUGAAAUACAUAUUUGGAGCUAUUCGCGACAUUUUGUUUCCUAUUUAUUCGCCUACGUUUUCAAGGAUUUACAAUGAAACGACACAUUUUACUUAAACUAAGCAAUUUUUUAUGUGAUUAUUACAAAGUAUAUAUAUAUUUUUACAUUCAAACUUUGUAGAUAGUAGAAAGAGAUCACUGUGAGUUUAACAUUUAUUAUAUUUGUACAUAGCGAUAUUCUAUUACUUAUCGUAUUUGCCCUUCAUAUUUAUUUGACUCUGCAUCUUUUUAUAAUAAUUAUUAUUAUUGUGCUAGACAGUAAUUUUAUUUGUUUGCUUUGUACAGUAACCUCAUUUUCGGUACUACGCGGUAAAACGUAGAAAUUGUUUUUUAGUUUAUAUCUUUUAAUUGAGAACCAGCACAUUUACACCCAGUUACGUUGUUAAAUGUCCCAAGCUAUUACCAAAAAUUAGAUGAUCCAAUUUUUUGACCAUGAAAUAUAAAUGUGGCGUAAAUAUUUUGUGUUUUUUAAUUUUUGAUAAUAUCUUUUUGUGGCUUUGUGUUAACUAAAUCGAUGUUCAUGUGUGGGUUCAUAUAAUAUAAUUUGCACAAAACAAUAUAUUGUAUAAAUACAUUCGGGGAGUAAAAAAAAGAACAUUAUGUAAUAUAUAAUAUGCAGUGCAAAAGUAUAGAUUUUAGGUAGUAUAGAAAGGAGUCUUUUUGUUUCGAAAAGAUAAACAUUAUGUAAAGAUAUGCUCGCUUUAUGCUUUAAAAUGUAUAGAAGAGAAAAUAACAAUUAACGAUAAUUAGUACCAUUUUUCAUCCUUUUUUGUCACCACUUUGACCAAUUUCAUUUUCCUUGUAUAAAAUUCGCCGAAAGCUGUUCUAGAGCUUUUUCAAACUUUUUUCAAUUCAUUUACAAUUAUGUAUUAUAUUGUAAUAUAAGAUAUCAACUAAUUUGUAUACCAUGCCGUUACACUGCAUUAAAUUACUUCUAAAGU